This is a messenger RNA of Rhea pennata, 1188 nucleotides long. It is a transcript of the gene LHX3, whose product is annotated as LIM homeobox 3. The transcript is spliced from 6 exons. Lineage: Eukaryota; Metazoa; Chordata; Aves; Rheiformes; Rheidae. The record is from RefSeq and is a predicted model, not a curated record. Gene Ontology annotation, molecular function: RNA polymerase II transcription regulatory region sequence-specific DNA binding; DNA-binding transcription factor activity, RNA polymerase II-specific; zinc ion binding. Bases 1 to 1188 code for a protein of 395 amino acids. Gene Ontology annotation, cellular component: nucleus. Gene Ontology annotation, biological process: regulation of transcription by RNA polymerase II; neuron differentiation.
AUGCUGCUGGAGCGGGUCCGCGCCGGCUCCGAGAAGGCCGCGGAGCUCUGCCCCUUCCCGCGGAGCCCAGAGAUCCCGCUGUGCGCCGGCUGCAACCAGCACAUCGUGGACAGGUUCAUCCUCAAGGUCCUGGACCGGCACUGGCACAGCAAGUGCCUGAAAUGCUCCGACUGCCAGACGCAGCUGGCCGAGAAGUGCUUCAGCCGCGGGGACGGCGUGUACUGCAAGGAGGACUUCUUCAAGCGCUUCGGGACGAAGUGUGCCGCCUGCCAGCAGGGCAUCCCCCCGACCCAGGUGGUGCGCCGGGCGCAGGACUUCGUGUACCACCUGCACUGCUUCGCCUGCAUCGUCUGCAAGCGGCAGCUGGCCACCGGCGACGAGUUCUACCUCAUGGAGGACAGCAGGCUGGUCUGCAAGGCGGACUACGAGACAGCCAAGCAGAGAGAGGCGGAGUCCACGGCAAAGCGACCCCGCACUACCAUCACUGCCAAGCAGCUGGAGACCCUCAAAAAUGCCUACAACAACUCGCCCAAGCCUGCACGGCACGUCCGGGAGCAGCUCUCCUCAGAGACCGGGCUGGACAUGCGAGUGGUGCAGGUCUGGUUCCAGAACCGCAGGGCCAAGGAGAAGAGGCUGAAGAAAGAUGCCGGGAGGCAGCGGUGGGGCCAGUACUUCAGGAACAUGAAGCGAUCCCGGGGGACCUCCAAGUCCGACAAGGACAGCAUCCAGGAGGAAGGGCCUGACAGCGACGCCGAGGUCUCCUUCACAGAUGAGCCGUCUAUGUCAGAAAUGAGCCACUCCAAUGGGAUUUACAGCAACCUCAGCGAAGCGUCUCCGGCUCUGGGGAGACCGGCUGGGAGCAACGGGAGCUUCGCUCUGGAUCACAGCGGCCUCCCGGCUCAGGACCAGUACCACGACCUGCGGUCCAACAGCCCCUACGGGAUACCCCAGUCACCAGCUUCCUUGCAGGCGCUGCCAGGCCACCAGCCUUUAAUCUCCAGCUUGGUUUACCCAGACAACGGCUUGGGCAUCAUGGGACAGGGCGGACAAGGGGUGCCGCAGUCCAUGAGGGUGCUGGCUGGGAACGGGCCCAGCUCCGACCUCUCCACCGGCAGCAGCGGCGGAUACCCGGAUUUCCCUGCCAGCCCGGCCUCGUGGCUAGACGAAGUCGACCACGCUCAGUUUUGA